Euleptes europaea (tarantolino) is the source of this 1161-nucleotide messenger RNA. RefSeq names its product SRY-box transcription factor 1 (gene SOX1). Gene Ontology annotation, biological process: cell differentiation; positive regulation of transcription by RNA polymerase II; negative regulation of transcription by RNA polymerase II. The transcript has a single exon. Bases 1 to 1161 code for a protein of 386 amino acids. The record is from RefSeq and is a predicted model, not a curated record. Gene Ontology annotation, molecular function: DNA-binding transcription factor activity, RNA polymerase II-specific; RNA polymerase II cis-regulatory region sequence-specific DNA binding. Lineage: Eukaryota; Metazoa; Chordata; Lepidosauria; Squamata; Sphaerodactylidae.
AUGUACAGCAUGAUGAUGGAGACGGACAUGCACUCCCCCGGGGGCGCGCCGGUGGCCGGCAGCCUGGCGGGCCAGCCCGGAGCGGGCGGCGGCGGGGGCGGCGGGGGCGCCAAGGCCAACCAGGACCGGGUCAAGCGCCCCAUGAACGCCUUCAUGGUGUGGUCGCGGGGCCAGCGGCGGAAGAUGGCCCAGGAGAACCCCAAGAUGCACAACUCGGAGAUCUCCAAGCGGCUGGGCGCCGAGUGGAAGGUCAUGUCGGAGGCCGAGAAGCGGCCCUUCAUCGACGAGGCCAAGCGGCUGCGGGCGCUGCACAUGAAGGAGCACCCGGAUUAUAAAUACCGGCCCCGCCGCAAGACCAAGACGCUGCUCAAGAAGGACAAGUACUCGCUGGCCGGCGGGCUGCUGGGCGCCGGGGGGCCCGGGGGCGGCCCGCCGGUGCCCAUGGGCGUGGGGGUCAGCCCGGGGGGCGUGGGCCAGCGCCUGGAGAGCCCCGGAGGGGGCGGCGGAGGAGGCGGCGGCGGAGGAGGCGGCGGAGGAGGCGGCGGGGGCUACCCGCACAUGAACGGCUGGGCCAACGGCGCUUACCCGGGCUCGGUGGCGGCGGCGGCGGCGGCGGCGGCGAUGAUGCAGGAGGCGCAGCUCGCCUACGGCCAGCACCCGGGCGGCGGGGCCCACCCGCACCCGCACGCCCACCACCCGCACCCCCACAACCCCCAGCCCAUGCACCGCUACGACAUGGGCGCCCUCCAGUACAGCCCCCUCUCCAACUCGCAGGGCUACAUGAGCGCCUCGCCCUCGGCCUACGGCGGCCUCUCCUACGGCGCCCAGAGCCACCAGAACUCGGCCGCGGCGGCGGCGGCGGCAGCGGCGGCGGCGGCGGCCGCCUCGUCGGGGGCGCUGGGCGCGCUCGGCUCCCUGGUCAAGUCCGAGCCCAGCGUCAGCCCGCCCGUCACCUCGGCCCACUCGCGGGCCCCCUGCCCCGGGGACCUGCGCGAGAUGAUCAGUAUGUACUUGCCCGGCGGCGACGGGGGGGACCCGACGGCCGCGGCGGCGGCGGCGGCGGCGGCGGCCGCGGCCCAGAGCCGCCUCCACUCCCUGCCCCAGCACUACCAGGGCGCCAGCACGGGGGUCAACGGCACGGUGCCCUUGACGCACAUCUGA